UCUUUAUAUUCUAUCACUAGUCUGUUAUAUUUAAGUGCAUCCUUUUAUAUCAAUAAUUUAUAUUUGCAAGAAGGAAUAGUUUUGCAAGAUAUAGUACCGUUCACGGUAAAAACCACAUGUCCAAACCAUACCCUGUCAAGUACAACCACUGUAGAUGACAUGAUUCAAACUCAUAAAUUCACGAUGAGAAGCAAGUGUGCUUCCUCCUAUUCUACUUGCCGCCAAUUCCUGGACACUCAAAAGUGAAACAAUCCUUUAACGUUAUAACUGCGAAAAUUACUCAAAAAUAUUUGAUUUAGAAUUGAUUUGAUAUAUAGUGAGGAAUCUUGGGUUAUGGUGCCAAUUUUAAUGAGAUGUGUGUUGCAGCAAUUUACGUCUCUUCAUCAGUGAUGUUAAUGCCGAAGUAUGGUAAUCCGAAAUAUUUCAAAUAAUGGACAUCCUUGUCAUAUGUGCCUUUGUUUUCUUUCCACCGCAAUAACGUGCAACGUUUCGGCCAUAAAAAUUGAAAAUAUAUUGAAGGAUGCUACAAUUAUCUACAAAUACAAUGAAAUAAAAGAAUUUAAGUGCAAAGAAGGUUUCAUAAACAAUGGAUCAAAUAAGGGGACAUGCAAAAUUCAAGAUAAAUUUGAAUUUUCAUCCGUAAGUGGUGAACCUUUUUGCAAAGAUUUACAGAGCAUUGCUUUUGAUGCAGAGAAAGUCGAUCAUUUUCAAGCAAUCAUCGGAGCUUUGUCUGGAGGGAUACUUGGUGGAAUUGGUAUAUUGGUAUUUAUUUUUAUCGCACUGAUACUCCUCAGGAGGAAAUCAAAAAUAAAAAACGCAGCUAAUGCCUGUCCCCCAGACAACGAGCAAAUGCUAAGCAACUUGGAUAAUCAAUAUGCAGCGGUUGACCCAAUAAGGAAGAAAACAGGAAUUAUAAUCACUGACCUAACAACAGGCAAGUCAUUUGUAAUUCACAGCUUUAAAGUAACAUCUUAUGGACAAGUCUAUUCCUCUUGA
This is a messenger RNA of Saccostrea cuccullata (small rock oyster), 996 nucleotides long. RefSeq lists its product as uncharacterized. The transcript is spliced from 3 exons. Lineage: Eukaryota; Metazoa; Mollusca; Bivalvia; Ostreida; Ostreidae. The record is from RefSeq and is a predicted model, not a curated record. The coding region runs from base 406 to 996 and encodes 196 amino acids.